Ilex paraguariensis (yerba mate) is the source of this 300-nucleotide messenger RNA. The record is from the annotation of a GenBank genome assembly. NCBI's taxonomy places the organism in Eukaryota, Viridiplantae, Streptophyta, Magnoliopsida, Aquifoliales, Aquifoliaceae.
AUGGAAGUUAAAGAGAAAUGGAAGAUAGAAGAUGAAAAAGAGACAGAGGCAGAAGAUAGUGAACAAAGGGACAACAUAAAGCGUAAAGGGAAAAAACCAUUUGCGAUAGAAUUAUCCAUUGCUGAAGCUAAGCUCAUCAAGGACAAGAAAAAUUGUGCCAAAUUGACUGAGCAAGUGGGGGAGUUAACAUCUGAGGCUGAGGUGAGAUUGAAGACAGAGGAAGAAAUCAUCCGGGAGUGUGAAGACGAUGUGAUGGCUACCUUCGAGGAUCUUCAGUUAAAGACCUUCAAAAAAAGAUAG